AUGCCCAAUAACGUUGGUAUCAAAGCGAUCGAAGUCUACAUCCCUUCCCAGGCUGUCAACCAGGCCGAGUUGGAGAAAUAUGACAACAUUCCAGCAGGAAAAUAUACCAUUGGUUUGGGCCAAACAAAUAUGGCGUUUGUCAACGACAGAGAAGAUAUUUAUUCUUUGGCUUUAACGGUGACUUCAAAUCUUUUGAAAAACUACAACGUGGAUCCCAACUCGAUUGGACGUUUGGAAGUUGGAACUGAGACUCUUUUGGACAAAUCCAAGAGUGUCAAGUCGGUUUUGAUGCAGUUGUUUCCUGAAAAUUAUGACAUCGAAGGAAUUGAUACUUUGAACGCGUGUUACGGAGGAACCUCGGCAGUGAUUAAUGCUGUCAACUGGAUCGAAUCGUCGUCGUGGGAUGGACGCGAGGCUAUUGUUGUGGCUGGAGAUAUUGCCAUUUACGCCGAGGGUGCUGCCAGACCAACUGGAGGUGCUGGAGCUGUGGCGUUCUUGAUUGGUCCUGACGCCCCAAUCGUGUUCGAUACCACUAGAGGUACGUUCAUGGAACACGCCUACGACUUCUACAAGCCAGAUUUUACUUCGGAGUACCCAGUUGUCGAUGGCCACUUUUCGUUGAGUUGUUACGUUAAAGCCGUUGACCACUGCUACCAAGCCUACUCCAAGAAACUCGGCCGCAAAGCCGCGGGUCUCUUCUCCCACUUUGACUACAACGCUUUUCACGUUCCCACUUGUAAGUUGGUUACCAAGUCGUACGCUCGUUUGUUGUACAACGACUACAAAGCCGACCCCGAGUCGUUCAAGGACCUCAUUGACGCCGAAACAAAGGCCACUAUUGACGCCUUGACCUACGAACAGUCGUUGGUCGACAGAAACUUGGAAAAAGUGUUCCUUGGAUUGUCUAAAACCGAAGCGAAAACCAGACUUGAUCCGGCUUUGAAAGUGCCCACCAACACCGGAAACAUGUACACUGCUUCCGCAUGGGUUUCUUUGGCAUCUGUCUUGUACUACGUUGGCUCCGAGAAAUUGCAAGGUAAGAGAAUUGGAUUGUUCUCGUACGGUUCAGGAUUGGCGGCUACAUUGAUGUCAAUGACUGUCAAAGGAGAUAUUUCGCAAUUGACGAAAAACUUGAACUUUGACCACAAGCUCGGCGAAGGAAGAGUUAUCCAAUCACCAGAAGCCUACGUUGCUGCCCUCGAAUCUAGAGAAAAGGCUCACUUGAAAAAGUCGUACAAGCCACUGGGAUCCAUUGAGUCGCUUGUACCUGGUACUUACUAUCUUGUUGACAUAGACGACAAGUAUAGAAGACUGUACGAGAAGAAGUAG
Messenger RNA from Meyerozyma guilliermondii ATCC 6260, 1329 nucleotides. RefSeq names its product hydroxymethylglutaryl-CoA synthase (gene ERG13). Lineage: Eukaryota; Fungi; Ascomycota; Pichiomycetes; Serinales; Debaryomycetaceae. Bases 1 to 1329 code for a protein of 442 amino acids. The record is from RefSeq and is a predicted model, not a curated record. Gene Ontology annotation, molecular function: hydroxymethylglutaryl-CoA synthase activity. The transcript has a single exon. Gene Ontology annotation, biological process: acetyl-CoA metabolic process; ergosterol biosynthetic process.